Molecule: messenger RNA, 1659 nt
Organism: Acanthosepion pharaonis
Lineage: Eukaryota; Metazoa; Mollusca; Cephalopoda; Sepiida; Sepiidae
Source: the annotation of a GenBank genome assembly
AUGUUCCUCUUUCCUUCUCUCUCUCUCCACCUCUUUUUCUCUCUUUCAAACCAUAAAAUCUGUUUUAUAUUGAAUUUUCUCUCUUUUUUCUUUUCUUUUUUUUUCCUUUUAUUACCUUUUUCUUUUUCUUUUUUUCCUUUUUAUUUUUUUUUUUUUUUUUUUACUUUUUUCCUUUUUUUUCCUUUUUCUUUUUCUUUUUUCCUUUUAUUACCUUUUUCUUUUUCUUUUUUCCUUUUAUUACCUUUUUCUUUUUUCCUUUUAUUACCUUUUUCUUUUUCUUUUUUCCUUUUAUUACUUUUUUCUUUUUUCCUUUUAUUUCCUUUUUCUUUUUCUUUUUUCCUAUUAUUACCUUUUUCUUUUUUCCUAUUAUUACCUUUUUCUUUUUUCCUUUUAUUACCUUUUUCUUUUUCUUUUUUCCUUUUAUUACCUUUUCCUUUUUCUUUUUUUCCUUUUAUUUCCUUUUUCUUUUUUUCCUUUUAUUUCCUUUUUCUUUUUUUCCUUUUAUUUCCUUUUUUUUUUUUUUUUUUUUUUUUUUUUUUUUUUUUUUUUCUUUUUUUCCUUUUAUUUCCUUUUUCUUUUUUUCCUUUUAUUUCCUUUUUCUUUUUUUCCUUUUAUUUCCUUUUUCUUUUUUUCCUUUUAUUUCCUUUUUCUUUUUUUCCUUUUAUUUCCUUUUCUGUUUCUUUUCUCUUCUCUGUUUCUUUUCUCUUCUCCUUUUCUUUUUUAAUUUUUGAAAUGCAAUUUGGUGGUGAAGAUGGAGAAGGAAUUUUUGUAUCGUUCAUUUUGGCAGGAGGACCUGCAGAUCUCAGUGGAGAAUUACGGAGGGGUGAUCAAAUACAUUCAGUCAAUGGCCUUGACCUCCGGUGGGCCAGCCAUGAGGAGGCAGCUGCAGCUCUUAAAGGAGCUGGAGAUACAGUGGAAAUUGUUGCUCAAUAUAAACCAGAAGCAUUCAUCAACACUGAGAAACAUGACGAUAAAUCCGCUGAUGAGGCUGAUGAUGAUGAUGAUGAUGAUGCCAAUGAAUACAACCGGUUUGAAACCAAAAUUCAAGACCUACGGGAACAAAUAAUGAACACAAGCACUGGCAGCUUACGAACAACACAAAAACGAACUUUAUAUGUCAGAGUUGAGCGGAAGGAGCGAGCACGAUUGAAGAUUGUCAAGUUUACUGGCAAAGGGAAUGAUAAGGCAGCAGCAGCAAAUGAAAAAAGGAAAAAGAAUUUCUCAUUUUCUAGAAAGUUCCCGUUUAUGAAGAGCAAGGACCAUAGUGGAAGUGAAGAUGUUAGUGCUGAUGAACAAGGCGACUAUCCUGGCCAAGUGAAAUACACACGGCCUGUUAUAAUCUUAGGUCCUUUAAAGGACAGAAUUAAUGAUGAUCUAAUCUCUGAAUUCCCAGACAGAUUUGGAAGCUGUGUUCCCCCUGUCGUACAAGGUGAUACAGCCGAUGAAAUCUAUGCAAAAGUGAAGGAAGUGAUCCGUGAUCAGAAAAAAUACGGCCAUACCUUACAGUUGAUCUUUUUUCUUUUCUUUUUUUUUUCUUCUUUUGGUGCAGUCGCUGCUGUCUUUCUGGCUGCAUCUACAUCACACAUCAAAAUGGAUUCGACGAUCUCUAUAAAUACUUUGGACAUCAACUCCUACGAGAGUGAGCCUCGAUUUUCAUAA